UUACCUAGUCAGUCACUUUUGAUGGACGGCUUCCUCAGGGCAAAGUCACGGUUGAGCCAUAUUCUUUCCAUUAAUGGUGCUCUGUGGGAUUUUUAAGGUUUAGAUCCUGAACAAAUCCUGAUCGAUCCUUUUCCAGAACGUUGUCCUUGACUUGUUUUGACAGCUCCUUGAUCUUCAUGAUGUCAUUUGUCUAGAUGUGUUCUCCAACAAUCUCUGGGGUCUUCCAAGAAUCAAGUGUAAUUAUAUCAAGAUCAUAGGACACUUUAAUUGCAUGCAGGUCAACUCCAUUCUAAUAAUGAUGCGAAGGCUUCUGAUUGCACAAGAACUAAUUUAAGGAUUCCACAACAUUGGAUAAUUAUGCAAUCAAUUAUGAAUACUUAAACAAUCACUUUUUUUUUUUUAUUUGUAAAUCAUUUUGCAUACUAUAUUCAUUCUCAUCUACUUCAAUAUUAUGGAUUAUUUUGUGUAGAUUCAUGGCAUAUAAACCCAAUUAAGUGCAGUUCAGUUCCAGGUUGUAACACUAUAAAAUGUGGAAAAGUUCAAGGGGCGAGUACUUACAAAAGCACUGUACGUGCACUGCUCAUUAGGCAGUAAUAAAGUAAUAAUACUCGUUACAUGUUUUGCAUUUCAAGGACCAAAUGCCACCUGUACCACUCCAGAGAACCUGGCUGGAAAAAGAAUCCUGGAUGUGCUCAAUAUAUCAACAACAGUGCUACCUCCAGUUACAAGCAGUACAGUCCCUACUACAAAAACCACUUCUACUUCUACUAUAGUAACAGCUUCCAGUAAAACCUUUAUUACCAUCCAAAGUUCACCACGUCAAGGGUUGACCACAGUAAGCAGUGACAACGUUUCAAUCACAGCUGACAAGACGGUGGCGGCCAACGCCUGGAAGUUCCUCACUGGAGUGAUCGUGAUCAUUCUCUGCUCAUCCAUGGUCAUCGUAUGCGCGGUCAAAUCGCCCAUCUGGUACAAGAUGCUCUUCGACUACCGGCACCAGAGGCUGCACGAAGCCGAGGAGCCGAGUAUCUUUAACACAGGCCGCUACUCCAACUUCAGCCUGGACACGGAGCAGACGGAGACCAGCGCUAACGAGCUGGACCAGGGCCUUACGGGGCCGGCCGAGGAUGAAGACGGCUUUAUAGAGGACGGCUACAUUCAGCCUGAGGACUACAAGGAGCAUGCUGAGGUUGAUGAAGUAUAAACUGAGUGACCCUCCCUAAACUGGUCACAAUGACUGACGGGACUGUUUAAGGUUCAAUAGAAAACAGGUCCGUUUGAGGCAUGCUAAGC
This is a messenger RNA of Ictalurus furcatus (blue catfish), 1293 nucleotides long. Its product is annotated as leucine-rich repeat-containing protein 19-like. Gene Ontology annotation, biological process: positive regulation of non-canonical NF-kappaB signal transduction; interleukin-8 production. The coding region runs from base 935 to 1204 and encodes 89 amino acids. The record is from RefSeq and is a predicted model, not a curated record. The transcript has 2 exons. Gene Ontology annotation, molecular function: signaling receptor activity. NCBI's taxonomy places the organism in Eukaryota, Metazoa, Chordata, Actinopteri, Siluriformes, Ictaluridae. Gene Ontology annotation, cellular component: plasma membrane.